AUGAAUCAAUACUCUAAUACACUAGACGCGUCGGAACCAACAGACGGUAAGGAACCCACUUCAAUCAAUAACUCCCCAGUUAAACCAUUAAGUUUCCCCAAGCAGAAUUUAGACAGUCAUAAUUCAAACAUAAACCUGAGAGCUUCCAAUUCAGAUUUAAAUAAUAAAGAAUUCAAUUCUAGUUCUGAUACAUGCAUAAGUGAAUCAGAAUCUCCAAGACCUACCAACGAAAACAAAAGUAAUACUAAUAAUAAUUCCUUUGACCGUAAUUUCAGCUUUGAUGAUUCAGAUCAAAUUAAUAAGACGAUUCAAACUAAAAUCAAGUUAGAGGAUGAAGAGUUUUCUUUUAUCGCUCAAACUCCUAUGACUUCAACUAUAGAUUUAAAUAAUCCUAGCAAAGAGGACGAAGCAACUUCAAACUAUAAUAACUCGUCACCAAAUAAAUCAAUAAUGAAGAAAACUGAUUCUUCGUCUCCUUCGAGAAAAAAUGUUGUAUUUACAAACUCAACUCCUGAAAUACAUCACUAUCCAGCGAAUAAAUCGAAUAUAACUACCAUUUCAAAUGAAGAGAGCAUUGACCAAUUGCCACACGAAUGGAAUGAGCUUCCGAAGGAAUCAUCUCAAUCUUCAGAUGAGGAUAAUCAGACACCUCCUGUACCUCCUGUCCAUAGAACUGAUACGUUUUCGUCACUUUUGCAGGAUGAUAAUAAAGAUGAUAUGGAUAGAGAUACUUUAAACGAAUUAAAAUUAAAGCACCAGAAUUUUAGUAAUUUAUCGUUAAAUGAAAAACUAGAUGUCUUCCUAUCGAAUAAACACAUGAAGACAGAGGAAUUAGAUGAUCAUUUAACUAAUUUGGACAAUGCAGUUAAAAAUAAGACUGGGACAAACAUUCACGUUUUAUCAUUGGAUUUGAAGAGACAAGAACAAAAUGAAGUAGAGAAUCCAUUAAACUCAUUGAUGAAAUCAUCAGAAGUUAGAUUAAGAUCAGCAGGUUCUUCUCAAUCAUCUUUACAGUCGUUAGUGGAUAACAAUCGAUACUUGGAAUCAAAUGGACGCCAGUUUAUCCCUAACAAGGGAAUUGAACUUAAUGAUGGUAUCAAAGGGUUUUCUAAUCAUAUGGUUGAGGCAUUAAUACCCACAGAUAAUAAUGAAAUCGAGCGAGAAGGAGAGGAAGACGAAGAAGAAGAAGUAGGGUUAAUGAUGAAAACUCCAUCAAACAGUCGUAUAAAUGAAUUAAAACAAUCAGAAAUGAACGACUCAGAAAACGAAGAGUUCCAUGAUUCAUUUGACACAAAUACAGAACAAUCAAUUAUGAAUUUAUUGAAAAGUGCAUCGAAUUCAGAUUUGAAUAAGCCAAAUUUCCAAUUCCAAUUAGGAAGCGUGUUGAUAAAGCAAGAAGACGAAAAGGAAGACGAAGAAGAAAAAGAAGAAAAAGCAGAAUGUAAUGUAUUUGUCAAAGAUGAACCCAAGGAUUCAGGUGGGAAUGAAGAUAUGUUAUUUUCAGAUGAUGAACAACAUCAGUUAACCAAGUCUGAAUUUAUACGAGAUGAUGGACUUAAAAAGGAAUCUGAUAUUAAUUACCAUGAGUAUGAGGCAACUUCAAAAAUUGAAUCAGUCUCAGGCUAUGGUAGAACACAUAAGGAUAUAAGGUUAAUUAAAUCUGAUGUGAAUAAUACUCAAGGAGGUAAAGAAAAUGAGUUAAAUAAUGAUAACAUACCGAAAGUAACUGACGAGACGUCAAUUGAUGAUACAUCGGAAGUCACGGAAAGUGUCAAUAAAUUCUCCAUCAGAGAUCAUAUAGAUAGUGAUUGGAAAUUUGAGGAUAGUAAUGAUGGUGAUAGGGAGGAUAAUGAUGAUUAUACCAACAAUGAGUUGACAACGGUGAAUGAUGACAGACUUGAAAACAACAAUAAAGGAACAGGUAUGUAUUCAAACACCAAAGGUGAAAGCUUGUUGAAUGUGAAUUUAUCGCCCAAUAUUUCGGUUAAUUCACAAGAAUUUAAGGAUGCAUCUGACCAUUUUAUUGGCAAGACAUUGGCUCCACGUAGUGUUGAUGAAGCGAUUGAUGCUACUCACCCACCAGUUCCGCUGAAAGACUUAAGUCAAAAUAAUAAAGCAUCAGAUAGACUGGAAGAUUAUGAUGAGAAUGUUUUAGCUAAUUCUUCUAACAUCGCACCUCCUGGUGAGAUUACUUUGCCACAAGUUGAAGCAAAUAAUUAUUCUUCAUUUGAUGAAAUAACGAAGAAUCUUGAAAGAUCCAAUAAUUCGUACGAGGAAUCAUUAUCUGCAGAAAAUGAUGUAGAUAACACGCCUCUCAACUUCAUCUCGAUCUGGCAUUCACAAGAAAGGCAGAAGAAGCCAUAUAAUACUCAUACCAAUAAUCAUAUUUCGACUUUGACCUAUGAUGUUAACAAGCCAUCAGAAAAUGAUUCAAAUAAAGUCAAAUUCCCUUCCUCAUUGCAACCUAAGAAGUUUAAAGAAGUCAAUGUUAUGUCCAGAAGAGUUGUUAGCCCAGGUUUUGAAGACCUACACGUUUCUGGAUUUUUACCUGAACUAUCAGAGGAUUCAGGUUUUGGAAGCCAAUUGAAGCUUUUUAAAUCUGGAUAUAAUACAUCUGGUAUGAGUAACUAUUCACAAGUUCUUGAAAGUAACGGUCAGAAGUAUGCCCCUUUAAAUACAAGAAAUGUUUUGUCUAAUCUUGACAACAACCCUAAUGUGGUUGAACCACCUAAGGUUGGAAAUAAUUGGAACAAGAAUUUGCUGAAACAAGGAUUCAAGAUCAGCAGGUCUCUUAAACCAGAAGCGAAUGCAAGUAGAUCUUUGAAACCAGAGGAUUCACAUACUCAAACUAAGCAAUCGAAAUUUAGAGUACCAUCAUUUGAAAUAAAGAGAACAAAUUCCACAUUAUCCCCAAGAAACCAAUAUGAUGAAAUUUUCGAGGAUGUCAUAAAGCAACCACCUACUAUCAAAAGUCACGGCAUGAAGACAUUACCUAGCAUGGAUCGCGAUGAUGUGAAGCGGAUACUAGCAACGAAAAGAGUUAUAAGCCAGGACGAAUAUUCCAAAGUUAAAUUGAUUGGUAAUAGUAAAAAGAAUUCCAUCGUUAAUGAGCCGAAUGACAAAUAUGACGAUCUACAACAACAUGCAUCCAUAUGUAACGUUUCUACCGAAUCAAGUCCUGUUCUCGAUAAAAAUGUUUUACCUCAUCUAGCAAAUGAGUUAUUAAGGAUCCCUUCUGCUCUCUUAUCGAAAGAUCAGCUUUUCAAUGAAUUUGGUUUCCCCCCAAAGACUUCAGAUAAUAUAUUUAAUAAUUCGCAGUCUCCAUCUAGAACUACUUCUGUUAUACAUAAUAAGGAAUCAGCUGCACCUUUAGAAGACUAUGUGACCUCAAAGCCUCUUCCAAGUGCUAUGGAUAUCGAUCAAGUUCAAAAAUUAGAACAAUCACCAGAGACUAAUAUGUCACCAAUAGAUAAUGAUGUUUCACUUGCGAAAGCUUAUCAGACAACUGCAACUCCAGAGAGUAUGUCACCCAAAAAGAGAAUGUCACCAAUUAAAAUUGGUUCUCCUGUUAAAUUGGUCAAGAAAGAUUCAGGUAUUAAUAAAUCUUUUUCGUCUCCUUCUAAAACUGAUGAUAAAGAAAACGAGGAUGGUUCUUUUGCUGAACAGGAACUAGUCAACAUCAAAUUGAGAGAUUCACCUAAAAAAAGUGAAACUAAAAACCCAAAACAUGAUUACAAGCCUAGUACUGUUUCAGUUCCCUCCUUUUAUUCUAAUGAUACUUCGAGUACCAAACCCUUAAGUAUGGUAAACAAGGAUUAUCACACUGCAUGGCAACAACAAAAACAGCAAAAACAACAAGAACAACAAGAACAAGAACAGCUACACGCCGAACCUCAGCUAGAUGUUAAAGACCCAUUGCCUGGAUUACAAGAAAGAGGAAGAUUAUUCUUGAGAGUUAUCGGAUUGAAAAAUAUCGAUUUGCCUGAUAUUAAUGAUCAUCAUGCAGAUUUCUCGAUUACGUUGGAUAAUGGUGUUCAUUGUAUUAAAACCUCCAACUAUAAAAUGGAUUCCCAUAAUACCUUAAUAAACAAGGAAUUCGAGUUAACUGUCGGAAACUCUUUAGAAUUUAUUCUCACAAUGAAAGCUAGCUACGAAAAAUCUAGAGGAAAACUAGUUGAAGUCAAAGAAAGAAGGGUCGUGAAGUCAAAAAAUAGAAUUAGUCGUCUCUUUGGAUCCAAGGAUAUUAUUACUACAACAAAAUUUGUUCCUCAAGAUAUGAAGGAUAAUUGGUCUAAUAAGGUUGCGCAAGAUGGAUCGUUUGCAAGAUGUUAUGUUGAUUUGGACCAAUAUGAGAGUAAGAUCACUGGUGAAGCUUGCAAUUUUAAUAUUACUUGUUUUAACGAGUGGGAAACAAUUCCUGGAAAAGACAAUGGACCUAGGACCAGAUGUCAACCAUACAGAAUUGGACAACUUGAAGUCAAAAUGUUGUUUGUACCAAGAACUAAUAAUCAAGAAAUUUUGCCUACAAGUAUCAAAUCUGCAUAUGAGUGUAUAGAAGAUUUGAACCAAGAAUCAAACUUGACCCAUGAAGGAUAUUUGCAUCAAGAAGGUGGCGACUGUGAAAUAUUGAAAAAGAGGUAUUUCAAAUUGCAAGGUACAUCAUUAGUUGCUCAUAGUGAAUUCUCACACAAGACUAGAGCUAAGAUUAACCUUUCAAAGAUUGUCGAUGUGAUUUAUGUUGAUGAGACGGAUAUUAACAAAUCGUCCGCUAAUUAUAGAAACUUCAGUGAUGUUAUUUUAGUACCUCACUCAUUUAAGAUUAGGUUUGCUAAUGGGGAAGUGAUUGACUUUGGAGCUCCAAACAGGAAUGAGAAACUUGCAUGGGUUGCAAUUUUAGAAAAGAUUGUUUAUCGUAAUAAAUUCCGCCGCCAACCUUGGGUUAAAUUAAUGAUAGAGGAAGCAAAUGCAAAGAAGGAACCUAAUGAACGUUCUCGUACAAAAAAGAUUUUUUAA
Molecule: messenger RNA, 5013 nt
Organism: Debaryomyces fabryi
Lineage: Eukaryota; Fungi; Ascomycota; Pichiomycetes; Serinales; Debaryomycetaceae
Gene: INT1
Product: Int1p
Exons: 1
Coding region: 1-5013 (1670 amino acids)
Biological process (GO): protein localization to bud neck; axial cellular bud site selection
Cellular component (GO): cellular bud neck contractile ring
Molecular function (GO): GTP binding
Source: RefSeq, a predicted model, not a curated record